Molecule: messenger RNA, 1593 nt
Organism: Olea europaea var. sylvestris
Lineage: Eukaryota; Viridiplantae; Streptophyta; Magnoliopsida; Lamiales; Oleaceae
Product: annexin D5-like
Exons: 11
Coding region: 1-1593 (530 amino acids)
Cellular component (GO): cytoplasm
Molecular function (GO): calcium ion binding; calcium-dependent phospholipid binding
Source: RefSeq, a predicted model, not a curated record
AUGGCAACAUUGAGUAUUCCGCCAGUGUUAACUUCGCCUCGUGAUGAUCCUGUGAAGCUACACAAAGCUUUUAAGGGUUUUGGAUGUGAUACUGCAACGGUGGUUCAUAUCCUUGCCCAUCGAGAUGCAACACAGCGUGCGUUCAUUGAACAAGAAUAUAGAGCUAUGUAUUCUGAAGAACUUAGGGAACGCCUACCUUCAGAACUUGGCAGUGAUGUCAAGGCAAUCUUACUUUGGAUGCCUGAUCCAACAUCAAGGGAUGCUGCAAUUUUUAGGAAUGCCUUGAGUGGGGAUAAAAUUGAUCUUAAAGCUGCUACUGAAGUAAUUCGUUUACAGACUCCAUCCCAGAUACAACAGUUUAAACAAAUUUACUAUGCGUGGUUUCAUGCUUACCUUGAGCAUGAUAUUGAAAAUCAAGCAUCUGGUGAUCACAAAAAGUUGUUGCUUGCUUGCGUUAGUACAAUACGCCAUAAAGGUCCAGAAGUUGACUGGGUAAUGGCAGAGUUCGAUGCUAAAUCUCUUUAUAGAGCUAGGAAAAAGGAGUUGGGGACUGACGAGAAGAUUUUCUUACGCAUUUUCUCCGAAAGAAGCAGGCCACAGUUAGCUGCUAUUUCUUCUGCUUAUCAUAGAAAGUAUGGCAGAUCAUUGAAAAAAGUAAAAAGUGAAACCUCCGGACGCUUUAAGUUUGCCCUUUUGACUAUUUUAAGGUGUGCUGAAAACCCUGGGAAGUACUUUGCUAAGGUACUACACAAGGCAAUGAAGGGCAUGGGAACUGAUGAUACAACACUUACUAGAGUAAUAGUGACCCGAGCAAAGAUUGAUAGACAUUACAUAAAAUUUGAGUACGAAAAGAAACACGGAAAAUAUUUGAUUGAUGCAGUUCAUUUAGAAACAUCAAGCCAUUACAGAAUAUUUCCUCUCUCUCUAUUGGGUGCAUUUGCUUUCGCUUCAGCAAAAUUUCUAAAUGUAAUUGAUUUUGUUUUUGUGUUAAUCUGUUUAGCGUGGGACUUUGUGUGUGAGUGUCGCCGAAAGCUUACAGAGCGCAAUGGUGCGGCUGCAGAUCGUGGGGUUGACGGUGCAGAUCGUGGCAGUGAUGGCGCAGAUUGUGGCUAUAGCGGUGCGGUGGAUGCAUGGUGUUGGUGGCGACAACGACGGCGUCGGUCGAAUGGAUCAAUAGUGUCUAUGACCAAUAAGUUGUUUGACUCAAUUGUGGUGGUGAAUGCGGUGGUUGUGGAAAUGGGUGACGUUGGCUGUGUUGGUUGUGGCGUUUACGGUGGCAAUUUAAGGAAAUGGGUGGAUGUGAUUUGGGGAAUUCUCCGUCCUCCCUUCGACACUGUACAUCCUAUCGAGCCAACUAAUCUCAAUCUGAUCGAUCCGAUGGCUAUAAAGAAUGACCUAUUCAUAUUUAUUUGUAUGAUCAUAGGAACAAUUUUCAUUAUCUAUGGAAAUGCCGAGCUACAAAGAUUUGAACAUCCGACAAAAGCAAAUGGCUCCCUUAAUAUAUUGGUGGUCGAAGAUUGGGGAAGAAAGGAACUUAUAAUCAACCUCGAGUUGCAUACCUGGGGAAUUAAAAAGAAGACACAUGAUAUAUGA